AUGAUCAAGUGCUGGAAAAGUGUGCAAAUCAAGCUAGGAAUCAGGAAACCUCCCUGGCCGGAGAGUCGUGAAAUUCCCGUUGGCCCUAUUUCCCAAUCUACUUUUGUAUCAGAACCAUAUUCGCUUUUUAAACUCUACGGAAAUAAUGAAAUCAGUACGUCACGCUAUACUUGGUACGGAUUUGUAUUUAAAAAUCUUGAAGAACAAGCACAGCGCAUUGCCAAUUUCUAUUUUCUUUGUAUUGCCCUUGUCCAACUAUUUACAGAUUCUCCUGUUUCACCAGUCACUUCAAUUCUGCCUCUUGGUUUUGUGAUAUUACUUACUAUGUUCAAACAGGGGUAUGAAGAUUUUCUUCGUCAUCGUGCAGACAGAGAAGUAAACAACGCCCCGGUUCAAAUAGUUGGAACGGAUGGUAAACUUAUUGACAAAAAGGCCUUUGAAAUUGUUGUUGGGGAUAUUGUCUUAAUGACUGCAAAUGAAACAUUUCCAUGCGAUCUAGUUCUACUGAGCUCCAGUGAAAAUAAUGGUGAAUGUUAUGUCACAACAGCCAGUUUAGAUGGGGAAACCAAUCUUAAACGGUUUAUCGCCAUAUCUGCUACCAAACACCUUGAUUCUCCAGAAGCAUUGUCAAAUCAGUUAGAGGGUACUAUCGUUUGCCAACAACCUGUUGAUGACUUUUACAAAUUCUACGGCAAGAUUACGGUCAGAAUUAAUGGAUCUGAGUCAUCUGAGCCCUUAGGUCCCGAUUGUCUUCUCCUACGUGGUGCAAGGUUGAAAGACACCGACUUUGUAUAUGGAGUUGCAGUGUAUACUGGUUCUGAUACGAAGAUGUCCCUUAACUCCAAAGGAAAGCAGACUAAAUACUCUCAAGUUGAAAGACAAUUAAAUAACUUUCUAGUCUUCAUUUUGGGAUUCCUAAUAGGUGUAUCUAUUCUCUAUACAAUCCUCCAGUUUUCUCUACGUCCAAAAAAUGCUUGGUAUAUUACUCUAGCGAAACCGACAACGUGGGUUGUUGCACAGGAAUUCUUGGGUUUUCUUGUGCUUUUCAAUUACAUCAUCCCAAUCUCUCUCUAUGUGACCAUUGAGUUCCAGAAAUUUUUCGGAUCAAUGUUCUUUGGAUGGGAUAUCCAGAUGUAUGAUAGAGAAAUUGAUGAACCGGCUUUGGUUAAUACCUCAGAUAUUCUUGAAGAAUUGGGCCAAGUAAGCUGUUUUAACUUUUGUGUGUCAAAUCUGUUUUUAAUCGAUCUAACUUUUCUUGUUUACUCUAUAACGGUUAAAUAUCAGUCAUUUCUUCCUUUUCGUUAG
Molecule: messenger RNA, 1305 nt
Organism: Rodentolepis nana
Lineage: Eukaryota; Metazoa; Platyhelminthes; Cestoda; Cyclophyllidea; Hymenolepididae
Source: the annotation of a GenBank genome assembly